AUGUCAUCUUCUACAUCUUCUUCUACUUCAUCCUCUUCCUCUUCAUCUACGGUCGAGUCAUCAGUUGGAAGAAUUAAAAAGAGAUAUUUACAUGACUAUGGUAAAUACUCUAGUGUUCAUACUAGUCCAUUCAAACUAUGGGCUGAAAAGUGGUGGCGUCGUACUAUUGCCAUCACAAUGAUAUCGAUCAUCUUUAUCAUCCUUACUGCACUCUUUCCAGUGUUGGCUGUUGCAGCGUUGAUUGCUGAUAUGGCAUUAUACCACCGUCGCAAGGGACUCAACUAUGUACGUGUACUCUCGUUUUUCGAGACCUACCUUUUCAUUCAAUUCAUUGCCAUGUCAUCGUGCUUUGUUAUCUAUAUCAUCUACUUGUUGUCGUUGAUUGUCAGUGGCGACAAGGACAAGAAGCGUUGGAACCGUUGGAACUACUGGUACCAACGUUGGUGGGGUGGUACCAUGCUCUUUGGAUGGAGUACCCGUAUACUCGGUCUCAAACCACACAUUGAAGUGUGCGGAUCGAGAAAGACCGACCCAUCCUUUUCCGACUAUGUCUCUAACGAAUCAACAAGAGAUAGAAUCGCUCAAACUUUGGGUGUCAAUCCAAAGAUUAUGUUCCUUCGUCAUGCAAGUUUUGCUGAUACCCUUGUUCCUCAAGGAUUAUUAUCAAAUUGUGGAUUUGCAAUGAGAUAUAUUGUAAAACAAGAAUUAUUGUGGGAUCCAGGAUUGGAUAUUUCAGGAUCACGUACACCAAACUUUUUCUUGUUUAGAGAUGCAGGUGCCGAAGGAAUGGAUGUAGAGAUGGAAGCUAUUCGUAAUUUGGUACGUGACUUUAAAAAGGGAGGAAAUGAGGUGACAUGCAUCUGGCCAGAGGGUACUAGAUUCACAAAGUCAAAGCGAGAAAAGGUACUGGAGAGUCUCAAGAAAAAGGGAGACUCCAAGUAUGAACUCGCCUCCAAACUCAAGCACACACUUCUCCCCAGACUUGGUGGUGCAUUGGCUCUUCUCGAGUCUAAUCCAUGUGGUGAUGUCGUCUUUUGUUCACAUAUUGGACUUGAAGCAUCGUCCAACUUUGCUCAAAUGAUGGAGGGCAAGCUUUGCAAUCGUGACGUAAAGAUCAAACUCCUCCAAUACAAAUAUGAAGAUGUCCCCAAGACAAAGGAAGCAAGAAUCAAUUGGAUGCUAGAAAAUUGGGCUCAAAUCGAUCAAUGGGUUGAGGAUCAAUUGGUUGCUGAAAAGUCUUCUUCAAAAAAGAAAUAUGGAAAGGCUGACUAA
Messenger RNA from Cavenderia fasciculata, 1272 nucleotides. RefSeq lists its product as uncharacterized. Gene Ontology annotation, cellular component: endomembrane system. Lineage: Eukaryota; Evosea; Eumycetozoa; Acytosteliales; Cavenderiaceae. The coding region runs from base 1 to 1272 and encodes 423 amino acids. Gene Ontology annotation, molecular function: acyltransferase activity. The record is from RefSeq and is a predicted model, not a curated record. The transcript is spliced from 2 exons.